AUGCCCAAGCUCGAGAUUAUCGUUUCCGGCGGCAACUUCAAGCGCAUGGACACCAAGGCCUACAACAUCACCAAGAAGGAGGCGUGGGUGAAGCUGCAGGUCGCCGGCCAGGAGGUCACCACCACCCGCGUGAACUGCCCCAUGCUCGACCCGGUGUUCGAUGAGACCUUCGUCCUCGACGUCAACGACCCCGCCACCGACAAGGUGACCGUCACUUUCUACCUGGCCGAUACCCUCAUCGGUCAGCCCGCCGACUACAUCCUCAGCGGCCUCACCAAGAACAAGGGCACCUACAAGGGCAUGGCCAUCGUCGGCGGCAAGCUCGACAUGACCUUCCGCGCCCUCGACUUCGGCAAGGAGGAGGCUCAGGAGGAGGAGGAUGAUGGCUUCAUGGAGUUCCUCUAA
Messenger RNA from Acanthamoeba castellanii str. Neff, 405 nucleotides. RefSeq lists its product as uncharacterized. Bases 1 to 405 code for a protein of 134 amino acids. Lineage: Eukaryota; Discosea; Longamoebia; Acanthamoebidae. The transcript has a single exon. The record is from RefSeq and is a predicted model, not a curated record.